CCCCAUCGGCACCGUUUGUACCUUCAUGUGCUUCAGCGGCUCCCCUCAAAGCCGCUGAGCGAUGACAGUUUACGUUCCUCCGUCUUCCAACCCUCAGGGAGCGGCGUUGCUGGCUAUAUUUUGGAGUAUUCACGCCGCCUGCACCAUCUUCGUAGGCCUUCGCUUGUACUGCAAGGUCAUUCGUGGCCGCUGCCUUUGGUGGGAUGAUCACUUGUUAAUAGUAGCUUGGGCCCUACUCUUCGUAAACACCGUUUUCACCUCUACCUCCGUCUUGAUAGGAUACGGGCUACACACUGAUGCUGUACCCGCGGAAAACGAGAAGUACCUGUCUAUUAUCGGCGGUAUCAAUGGCACCACAUCGGUUCUCCACGUACUGUUCAGCAAAGUAUCCUUUGCCGUGACGCUUCUUCGAAUCACGGAUGGCUGGCUGAAGCGACUCGUCUGGUUCAUCAUCAUCACUUUGACGCUAUGCCAAGUCAGCACCGCCCUUUUGUUUUGGCUUCUGUGCGAGCCCCCCGAGGCGACAUGGAACUCUAGUAUCAUGAAUAAGAAAUGCUGGUCCCCCGACGGCCUCCUCGCCUACUCGAUUGCUCUUGGAAUUUACUCAGCAGUGUGUGACUUCGUGCUUGCGCUUCUACCGUGGCGAAUUCUUAUGCGAUUCCAUAUGUACCGCGGCGAAAAGGUUGGCGUGGCUAUAGCCAUGAGCAUGGGGGUUUUUGCCGGAAUCGCGGGUGCCAUCAAGGUGUCGACAAUCGGCCGCAUAGUGAGUAAUGACUUCAGCUACGAGGGAUUCCUUCUGGUUGUUUGUGCCCUUGUCGAGGGGGCUUGCGCCAUGAUGGCUGCCUCAAUACCCACUCUGAGGGCUCUGUUCCUUCACACCUUUGACCCUCCAUCGCAGCCGAGCAUCGAUGUAGCCGUCGAAAGUAGUAGAUCCGCGGGGGCAUCAGCACGUCGAGCCCGAUCCGACUGGGACGAAAGAAAGUACAGGAACAGAAGCGACCAGAGCAUCCUGGCGAUACCGCCGACAAGCAGCAGCACUAUGGACAGGUCGGUCGAAACAGAUAUCGAACGAGAUCUCUCAAGACCGCUAAACAACCAGUUUGAAAUGAAAGACUGGAAGUCAGCAAAGAGUUGAAGGUAUACGACAUAGUACGGAAAGAAGAAGGAACAACACAAUGAGAGGGGUCGAUAUCCAAUACGGAAGAUAUCAGUAUUUCCUCGAAAGGAUGUACGGGUCGUCAAUUCGACGAUAGCAUCAUCUCAGUAGAGAGUCAGAGGACGGCGCGAGCAGCCCCUACUACGAAAACAGCCCCAUCAUGUUGGACGAGACGCACCACAACUUCUUACCACCUUUUCAGGGGCAUGAUUGUCGACAAUCACCACUCCCAAGAUCGGUGAUUAGGUGCUUCGAAGAUGGCCUUUGAUGCAGAGGGAGAUAUAGCUUCAGCAACAUGCUUCACACUGUGGUGUGUCUGAAAGAGACGGUCCUGCGUUCGCAGGCUUUGUGAUGCUGUACGGAUACGGUACCAGUACCCGGAGACCCUCGACAGAGAGUCGAAUUUGUACCGUUUCUUGGCAACGCUCCAGCAACUCGAAGGACACUCAAACCCACCUGAGCUCUUCCAAAUGAUAUGGAGGUAGAUUCGAGGAAGUCCGCGGUCGGCAGAAACACUUGGUAACCAUGCCUCGUAUAUCAGCCGGACGUCUUAUAGAAUUCGUCGGGAGACGAGGUCUAGGGGAACAACAACAACAAAAAAAA
Messenger RNA from Neurospora tetrasperma FGSC 2508, 1759 nucleotides. RefSeq lists its product as uncharacterized. The coding region runs from base 62 to 1135 and encodes 357 amino acids. The record is from RefSeq and is a predicted model, not a curated record. The transcript is spliced from 5 exons. Lineage: Eukaryota; Fungi; Ascomycota; Sordariomycetes; Sordariales; Sordariaceae.